AUGGCUUACCAAAACCGCCCCGCGUCUUCCUUCCAGCCGUGUGACUCUUAUUUUGUGGAAUCGUUUGAACCAGAGUAUCCCGGCCCCAGGCUAGGUCCAAAGGAGCAUGCAAAAUUGAUCGCUCGUGAACGUCAAUUUGCGAUUGCUGAUGAGUUGUCAAAGCAAGUUAGCGAUGAAUACCAAGAUGAUAUUUUAGCACACAUGCUCGCGAUGGAUUCCUCGACUUUGCCGGAUGUUGAUUCGAUCGAUAUCCAGACCGAGAUCCAAUGGUUCAUGCGUCCCUAUCUCCUCGACUUCCUCAUAGAAGCACAUACUGCCUUUCAACUCCUGCCGUCGACCCUAUUUCUUACUGUGAACUUGUUAGAUCGGUAUUGUUCUAAACGUGUUGUUUACAAAAAACAUUAUCAGUUAGUUGGCUGUGCAGCCUUGCUCAUUGCGGCAAAGUAUGGCGAUAAGAAGGAUCGUGUCCCAACAGUCAAGGAGCUCAAAACUAUGUGCUGUUCUCAAUAUGACGACGACAUGUUUGUUCAAAUGGAAUGGCAUGUUCUCCAAACUCUAGGUUGGGCAAUAGGCCAUCCCACUGUUGACAGCUUCCUGCAGCUUGCAGUCGCGGACACUCCCUAUGACCCAGAGGUGGAACAUCUUUCUCUUUACAUUUUGGAAAUAUCCCUAUUCCAUAGGGAUUUUGUUUCGAAACUGUCGUCGGAUCUCGCUCGGGCUUCGCUGGCUCUCGCUCGAUGCGUUCUGAACCGUUCUCAAUCCAGAAAUGUGGACUGGGCUUCUCAUUAUGAUUCUCUAACACUAGUGAACUUGUCUCAGCACUUAGUCCAGCCAUCGCAGGUUCUGUAUAGGAAAUAUUUGUCUGCACGUUAUUCACGUGUAUCGAGACUUCUGGAGCAAUUCCUUGCACACCAAGCCUCGAUACCUAAGGCCUACACUCCACCAACCCCCGCGGCGGAUACUCCUUCUGAACAGCUUAAACCGUACAAUGGAGAGAUUGGGCUUGCUACACCUCAAAAGCCCCAGUAUCCGUCGACAAUGCCCAAUGGAUACUUGACGCCGCCUAUCACUCCGGAAAACGAGGCCUUCGCUGGCGCCGGAAAUUCCAACAUUCCAAAAUCAGUCCCGGGUGUUACCCCAACGCCGCCCUCCAGUGCCCAAUUCCCACAAGCUUAUCAUCGCCGUCCAGAUGAGAAUGCCUACAGCCAACAUGAGCACUUUGUUCAGCAGCCAUCAGCAGGGUACAAUGGAGUGUUUUGA
Messenger RNA from Histoplasma mississippiense, 1260 nucleotides. RefSeq lists its product as hypothetical. Gene Ontology annotation, biological process: mitotic cell cycle phase transition; regulation of cyclin-dependent protein serine/threonine kinase activity. The transcript has 2 exons. The record is from RefSeq and is a predicted model, not a curated record. Lineage: Eukaryota; Fungi; Ascomycota; Eurotiomycetes; Onygenales; Ajellomycetaceae. Gene Ontology annotation, molecular function: cyclin-dependent protein serine/threonine kinase regulator activity. Gene Ontology annotation, cellular component: centrosome; cytoplasm; nucleus. Bases 1 to 1260 code for a protein of 419 amino acids.